Scomber japonicus (chub mackerel) is the source of this 1935-nucleotide messenger RNA. RefSeq names its product cytoplasmic dynein 1 intermediate chain 1 (gene dync1i1a). Gene Ontology annotation, cellular component: cytoplasmic dynein complex. Gene Ontology annotation, molecular function: dynein heavy chain binding; dynein light chain binding. The transcript is spliced from 16 exons. The record is from RefSeq and is a predicted model, not a curated record. Lineage: Eukaryota; Metazoa; Chordata; Actinopteri; Scombriformes; Scombridae. The coding region runs from base 1 to 1935 and encodes 644 amino acids. Gene Ontology annotation, biological process: transport along microtubule.
AUGUCGGACAAAAGUGACCUAAAAGCAGAGCUGGAGCGCAAGAAGCAGCGCCUCGCCCAGAUCAGGGAGGAAAAAAAGAGAAAAGAGGAGGAGAGGAAGAAGAAAGAGUCAGAGAGCCAGCAGAAGACUGAGGCAACCCCAGAGGAUUCAGACUUAGACCGUAAGCGCAGGGAGACUGAGGCCUUGCUACAGAGUAUUGGGAUUUCACCAGAGCCUCCACUAGUCCAUCCUCUGCAGCAUUUAAUGUUAGACUCAUGUUAUUUUCAUUAUUUAGUCCCGACCCCUGUGUCCCCCUCCAAAUCAGUGAGCACGCCCAGUGAGACGGGGAGCCAGGAUUCAGCUGAUGGGGGAGCAGCAGGCAGGACUCUGCAAUGGGACACAGACCCCUCUGUGCUGCAGCUGCAGGCUGAUUCUGAGCUCGGGCGGAGGAUGCAGAGGCUGGGGGCCUCCAAGAUCACACAGGUAGACUUCCUUCCCAAAGAGGUGGUCUCUUACUGCAAGGAGACACAAACGCCACUGACCGCCCACCUAUCUGAAGAGGAGGAGGAAGAAGAUGAGGAGUUGAUGGAGGCAAAGCCAGGCCCUGAAUCAGAGCAGCAGGACGAAGAUGACAACAAGGAAACCAAAGAAGUGCUGCGGGAGCUGACAGAAGAGGAGAGACAGCAGAUUCUUCACUCUUCUGAGUUUCAGAGUUUCUUUGACUGCAGCAUCCGAGUGAUGGAAAGAGCUCUGGCUGAAGACGGUGACAUCUUCUUCGACUACAGCGGGCGAGACCUGGAGGACAAAGAGGGAGACCUGGCAGGCGGCUCCAGUCUGUCCUGCAGUAGGCUCUUCUAUGAUGAACACUGGUCGAAACAUCGUGUUAUUACCUGUCUUGACUGGUCUCCUCAGUAUCCUGAGUUGCUUGUUGCCUCCUAUAACAACAACGAAGACGCUCCCCAUGAACCAGAUGGUGUCGCCCUGGUGUGGAACAUCAAGUUUAAGAAGAACACACCAGAGUACAUCUUUCACUGUCAGUCUCCAGUAGUGUCUGUGGGAUUCGCCAGGUUUCAUCCCAACCUGGUGGUGGGGGGAACUUACUCGGGGCAGAUCGUCCUGUGGGAUAACCGCAGUCACCGUCGGACCCCUGUCCAGAGGACUCCCCUGUCUGCUGCUGCACACACCCACCCUGUGUACUGUGUGAAUGUGGUCGGCACGCAGAAUGCCAACAACCUGAUCACGGUGUCUACAGACGGCAGGAUGUGCUCCUGGAGUCUGGACAUGCUCUCCCAGCCUCAGGAGACCAUGGAGCUGGUGUACAAUAAAUCCAAACCGGUGGCGGUGACAGGCAUGGCUUUCCCCACGGGAGACGUUAACAAUUAUGUGGUGGGGAGUGAGGAGGGCACUGUGUACACUGCAUCCAGACAUGGCAGUAAGGCAGGUAUCUGUGAGAUGUUCGAGGGCCACCAGGGGCCGGUGACAGGUAUCAGCUGUCACAACGCAGUGGGCACCGUUGACUUUUCUCACCUUUUCAUCACGUCGUCCUUUGACUGGACUGUCAAACUCUGGAGCACUAAGCACAACAAGCCUCUGUACUCUUUUGAGGACAACGCUGACUAUGUGUAUGACGUCAUGUGGUCGCCCGUGCACCCUGCGCUGUUUGCUGCCGUGGACGGCAUGGGCCGCCUGGACCUGUGGAACCUCAACAACGACACUGAGGUGCCAACUGCCAGCGUGACUAUCGAAGGUGCCUCAGCGCUCAACAGGGUCCGCUGGUCAUCAGGAGGGAAGGAGGUGGCUGUGGGUGACUCAGAGGGCCGAGUCUGGAUCUAUGAUACUGGAGAGCUGUCGGUGGCCCACAGUGACGACUGGGCGCGCUUCGCCCGUACCCUGAUGGAGAUUCGUGCUAACCGGGCAGACGGCGAGGAGGAGGGGCCUAUGGAGCUGGCUUCAUAG